AUGGCGGGGGCCUGGCUCAGGUGGGGGCUCCUGCUCUGGGCAGGGUUGCUCGCGUCCUCGGUGCAGUGCCGGGUGCGGAGGAUCACGUACGUGGUGCGCCCGGGCCCCGGCCUGGCGGCGGGCGCCUUGCCCCUGGGCGGGCCCCAGCGCCCGCGGACCUUCAACGUCGCGCUCAACGCCAGGUACAGCCGUAGCUCGGCGGGCGCCGGGGCCCCCUCGGAGCGGACUCGGCGCACCAGCCCGCCCGGCGGCGCGGCCCUGCAGGGGCUCCGGCCGCCGCCACCGCCACCGCCGGAGCCGGCGCGUCCCGGGGGCUCCGGCGGGCAGCUCCACCCCAAGCCUGGCGGUCACCCGGCGGCCGCCCCGUUCGCCAAACAAGGCAGGCAAGCGGUGCGCUCCAAAGUGCCGCAGGAGACCCAGAACAGCGGGGUCUCGAGGCUGCAGGUUCACCAGAAGCAGCAGCUGCAGGGGGUCAAUGUCUGUGGAGGGCAGUGCUGCCAUGGCUGGAGUAAGGCCCCUGGCUCCCAGAGAUGCACCAAACCAAGCUGUGUUCCUCCAUGUCAGAAUGGAGGGAUGUGUCUCCGGCCUCAACUCUGUGUGUGUAAACCAGGGACCAAGGGCAAAGCCUGUGAGACAACAGCUGCCCAGGACACCUCGUCACCGGUCUUUGGAGGGCAGAGUCCUGUGGCUGCUUCCUCCUGGGUCCCUCCUGAGCAAGCAGCAAAGCACACUUCAUCUAAGAAGGCAGACACUCUACCAAGAGUCAGUCCUGUGGCCCAGAUGACCUUGACCCUCAAGCCGAAGCCUUCAGUGGGACUCUCCCAGCAGAUACAUUCUCAAGUGACACCCCUUUCCUCACAGAAUGUGAUGAUUCAUCAUGGCCAGGCCCAGGAAUAUGUGCUCAAGCCCAAGUACUUUGCAGCUCAGAAGGUGAUUUCGGGAGAGCAGUCUACGGAAGGUUCAUUCCCUUUAAGAUUUGGACACGAUCAUGUGGCAGCACCUUUUCAGUGUGAGUAUGUCCUGUCAAUCAUCUUUCUAAGUUACAGUAUCAUGGUUUGGAAACGCUUCGCUCUGUAG
Molecule: messenger RNA, 1077 nt
Organism: Kogia breviceps (pygmy sperm whale)
Lineage: Eukaryota; Metazoa; Chordata; Mammalia; Artiodactyla; Physeteridae
Source: RefSeq, a predicted model, not a curated record